Malus domestica (apple) is the source of this 1894-nucleotide messenger RNA. Its product is annotated as cytochrome P450 93A3. NCBI's taxonomy places the organism in Eukaryota, Viridiplantae, Streptophyta, Magnoliopsida, Rosales, Rosaceae. Gene Ontology annotation, molecular function: monooxygenase activity; oxidoreductase activity, acting on paired donors, with incorporation or reduction of molecular oxygen; heme binding. The record is from RefSeq and is a predicted model, not a curated record.
GGUCCUUAAAUAAGAAACCAUCGGAACAACAUCUUUUUGACGAGAAUAAUACAAAGAUCAAUCAACCAUGGAAGUAGAUUUCCAAGGAUACAUCAUACUUUUCCUCGUGUGGCUAGUCUCCACAGUUUUGGUCCGAAUCAUGCUCACCAAAUUUCGGACCAAGCCUCGCCUUCCACCAAGUCCGAUGGCCUUGCCGAUCCUCGGACACCUCCACCUCCUUGCUCCAAUACCUCACCAAGCUCUUCACAAGCUAUCCAACCGAUAUGGGUCUCUGAUUCACCUCUUUCUUGGUUCCGUCCCCUGCGUAGUUGCUUCCACGCCAGAGAUGGCGAAAGAGUUCCUCAAAACUCAUGAGGGUUCUUUCUCCAACAGGCCCUAUAUUUCUGCUGUUGAUUACCUCACUUACGGAUCAGCUGAUUUUUCAUUUGCUCCUUAUGGUCCUUAUUGGAAGUUCAUGAAGAAACUAUGCAUGUCCGAGCUUCUUGGUGGAAGGACACUCGAUCAGCUCCUUCCAGUCCGUCGUGAAGAGUUGGCGAGUUUCGUGCAACUGCUUCUGAACAAGGCCAAGGCAGCCGAGCCAGUUGAUGUUGGCGCAGAGCUUAUGACGGUGACAAAUAACGUCAUAUCGAGAAUGAUUAUGGGGCAGAGUUGCUCUUCGAACGAAAAAGAGGCUGAUGAGAUCAGAAAGCAGGUGAAAGCUAUUGCUGAGUUGACGGGGAAGUUUAAUUUGUCGGACUUCAUAUGGUUUUGUAAGAAUUUGGAUUUGCAAGGGUUUGGGAAACAGCUUAAGGAAGUGCGUGACAGGUUUGACGUUAUGAUGGAGAGGAUUAUCAAGGAGCACCAAGAGGAAAGGAAGAAGAAGGAAGUUGGCGAAGGUGGCGGUGAUGCAGUUAAGGAUUUACUUGACAUUUUACUCGACAUAGCUGAAGAUGAAACCUCGGAGUUUAGAUUGACAAGAGAAAACAUAAAGGCAUUCAUCCUGGAUAUAUUUUCUGCUGGAACCGACACAUCUGCAAUCACGACAGAAUGGGCACUAGCAGAACUAAUCAACCAUCCAGAUGUGAUGCAGAAAGCAAGACAAGAAAUUGACACCAUAAUUGGAACAAACAGGCUCGUACAAGAAUCAGACAUUGCCAACCUUCCCUACCUACAAGCCAUAGUGAAAGAAACCCUAAGGCUUCACCCAACCGGCCCAUUAAUCGUGAGAGAGUCCUCCGAAUUUUGCACCAUCGGCGGCUAUGACAUUCCCGCGAAAACAAGAUUAUUUGUGAAUGUGUGGGCUAUCAACAGAGACCCUAACCACUGGGAGAAGCCAUUGGAGUUUGAGCCGGAGAGGUUUGUGACCGAAGAGGGAAGUGGGAAGAGCCAGUUAGAUGUGAGGGGGCAGCAUUUUCAUCUGUUGCCAUUUGGGAGUGGACGAAGAGGAUGUCCCGGAACCUCGCUUGCAAUGCAGGUUGUGCAGACAACACUUGCAGCUAUGGUUCAGUGCUUUGAGUGGAAAGUUGAAGGAACUGUUGACAUGGAAGAGGCAGCUGGAUUAACACUUCCGAGGGCUCAUCCUUUGGUUUGUGUUCCAGUGGCUAGGUUCAAUCCCGUUCCAUCUUCCUGAAUGAUCAUUCAUAGAGAACCUUGUGUGUUUUACAAGCUGUCACUGAAAGAAUUCAAAUGUAUUAUUAAAUACUUUAUCAAAUACUGUGGUUCUUCCUUUUGCACCUUUCCUUCCCUUCUGAGAAUUUGACUUCUCAGUUGCAUUCAUCUGCUCUAUCAUCAAGUCAAUGGAUUCACCUCAUACAUGUUGCCUUCCGAUCUCCUUCUGAAAAGAAGAAUUUUUCCACAGUUACCUCUUCUAACUGUAAAAGGCACACAUUGUAUCCUUUGUUUACACAUGGAGAAA